CCCUGUCCCAGCUCCAUGCCGUCCCCUCGGGUCCUGUCGCUGUCCCCAGAGAGCAGAGCUCAGCGCCUGCCCCUCCGCUCCCCUCGUGAGGGAGCUGCAGGCCGCCAUGAGGCCUCCCCUCAGCCUGCCCUGCCCUGUAGCGAGCACCCCGAUCCCCCUCAGCCUCCCGGUUCCCCCCCAGCCUUGGCCGCCAUUUUGGGCGGGUUGGGCCGGGCCGAGCGCUGCGUUGCGUUGCGGGGCGGUUCCGCUGGGCGCUGCCCGCGGUGCGGCGGGGCCGCGGCGGCGAUGGGCGGCGCGGAGCGGCCGCAGCCUGCCCGUGCCCGUGCCCAUGGCCGUGCCCAUGUCCGCUUCGCCCCCGGGACGAGCUCGGCAGCGGGCCCGGAGCUCGCUGAGGUGCCGGCAGCCGGCGGCCGGGAGGGAGCGGCGCUGCGGUGGUGCAUCUCCGGGGCGCUGUGCGCCGCCUUCCUGGGGCUGGGGAUGAGCAUCGCCGUGCUGGGGCCCACCUUCCAGAACCUGGCCCAGAACGUGCGCAGGAACGUGUCCGACAUCUACUUCGUCUUCGUGGGCCGCUCCCUCGGCUACCUGGGCGGCUCGGUGCUGGGCGGGCUGCUCUUCGACUGCCUCAACGCGCACCUGCUGCUGGCACUAUCCAUGCUUGGAACGACGGUCGGCCUUUAUGGCAUACCCUGGUGUAAGAAAUCCCUGCUGCUGACCGUCCUGAUGUCAGUCAUUGGAGCUUCCAUGGGAGUCCUAGACACAGGUGGCAACGUGCUAGCGCUGAACACCUGGGGGCCGGAGGCCGGGCCGCACAUGCAGGCUUUGCACUUCAGCUUCGCCAUCGGCGCGUUCGUGGCUCCCAUCCUGGCUAAGAUGGCACUGGGCAGCUCGGAGCCUCGCGACCUGCCCGUGGGGGAGAAGGGAAACCAGUCUGCCCCGAGACCCGUGCCCACGGCCUCGGCCCCGCUGGCACUGCGGCACCGCCUGGGGGCCGAGUUCCUGUGGUCCUACGUUGUCAUCGGGACCUACCUCCUCGUGGUGUCCUUCUUCUUUUUUAUCUUGUAUUCCAAGAGCAGCUCAGCUCGAGACAAAUCAAAGGCCGCCGUGCAGAAGCACAGGGUCGCCAAGCACCACUACGCCCUUAUCGUGCUCCUCUUCCUCUUCUUCUUCUGCUACGUGGGGGCGGAGGUGACGUACGGCUCCUACAUAUUUACCUACGCCAAGGUCUUUGCCGAGAUGAACGAAAACGAAGCGGCCGCCCUCAAUUCUGUCUUCUGGGGCACGUUUGCUGCGUGCCGGGGGGUGGCGAUCUUCUGUGCUGCGUGCCUCUACCCUGGCACCAUGAUCCUGCUGAGUCUCCUCGGCUCCGCCGCCGCCUCCUCGUGCUUGGCCUUCCUGGCGCGGCACGCGGCUUCCCUCUGGGCCGGGACGGCGGUGUACGGCGCCUCCAUGGCCACCAUCUUCCCCAGCGGCAUCUCCUGGCUCGAGCAGUACACGGUCAUCCAGGGCAAGGCGGCCUCCCUCUUCGUGGUGGGGGCCGCCCUGGGGGAGAUGUGCAUCCCCGCGGCGGUGGGGUACCUGCAGGGCCGCUUCAGCCACGUCCCCGUGGUCAUGUACACGGCCCUGGCCACCUCCGCCGUGACGGUGCUGCUGUUCCCCGUCAUGUACGGGCUGGCCAAAGCCUCCGGGGAGGGCGAGACCAAAGCGGUGAGCGAGAGCGAGGACCGGAAAGCUCUGCUGUCCAAUUCGGGGCUCAACGAGGACGAAGAGGAUGAGGAGGACGCGGGGGAGUGGAACGAAGCGGACUUCGAGGUGAUCGAAAUGAACGAUACGCUGAGAAACUCUGUGGUAGACACCUCCCGUAAGGGCCCGGGGGACUCGCCGGCCAAAAUCUCCCUCCAGCCACACCCAGACGAUGCUUCGGGCGAUGCUCCAGCUGGCGGCUCCCCUGGGAGAAAAACCACGAAUGCUGACCGGGAGAAGAACGAUUAAAGUAAAAACCGUGUUUUUUUUUUUUUCUUUUUUUUCCUUUUGAAAUGGAAAUGCAACUGAGCUGUAGCUGUUCCUGUAGAGUGGCUCGAGGAUCUCCUCAUCGUGGUGCCGAGCUGAGUGUUUCAUCCCCGUGUUUGUCCGCUCCUUUCUCCUCCUCCAGUUUCGGCCCGCAGCGAGGCGUCUCGGAGCGCAGAAGUCCACGAGGAUGUGAAUGUGGUGACGUGAUAAAAUUUGUAGGCUAUGCCGAAAAUGUUAAAACACACGAGAUGUUUUCUCAAUGUCAGGCACGCGUGGAAGUAAUUUAUGCUGUAAAAUGAGCUGGCUGGGAAGGAGCUGCUCGGACCACACAGCUUUUUGGAGGUAGGCGCAGGGUGCAGUUCCGAGCUGCUUGGUCACAAAAUGUUCCCAUCGGAAAGGAGAGAGAUCUGCCAUCUGUGGUGCUGAACUUCUUACCUGGUGAAACAGGAUUAUGUUUCUACUGCAUUGAAAUUUGCGUGCAACAAGCCAGGGAGUCGAGUUAAAUUUCAGGUUAUGCCUGGCAGCUGUAGAGGCGUUGUCCUGCUGGCAAAUUACAUGAUUGUCUGGUUCUGCCACUGAGAUGAGAAAAAAAAUCCAGAUUAAUUUUUAGGAACUGUGACUUUGGGUCAUUUAAAAGUGUCGUGUGGGAAGGGGGGACAAAAUGGGUCAUAUUGAUCAGUGUAAGGCUUGGCUCUGAUUUAAAUGCUUUGAGUUAAAUGAUGUCGGCAAAUCGAAGCUGAAAGUACUUGUGAUUGGUGUUAUGAUUUUAAUUACUGCACUACCCCUGAAAUCAAGUUUAUGAAGAAGAUAAAUGCUGUGUUAGAUGUAAUAUUAAUAUAUGGAUGGGAUUGACAUAGGGCCGUGAGAUUUUAAGCCAGUUGCUUACUUUGAAGUUGUAACAACUUUUCUGGCUCCCUGUGCCAAGAUUUUUACAUAGCAAUAUGUAAAAAAAAAAAAAAAAAAAAGAAAGGAGUGCAAAUUUGAAAGUGAGGUGGAAUUAUUGGUGAGACAAUCCCUUUGGGCUGUGCUGUGCCACCGCCUGCCCCAGACCAGGUGGGUCGGUGCCACUCGCCCUUUGUUUCUGUGGGUAGGGACUUGCAGGUAGAUUUUUCCUGGAGAAGCAGUUUGGGUUUGUGGAUUCGUUGCUGUGAGGGAGGAAGCCCUCAGGAGGAAUUGUGUGGGCAGGCACUGUAAGAACAGAAGCACAGCAGCUGAGGGCAAAAUCUGAAACAGCGCUCUUGCGAUUUAUCUACUUGAAAACCAGAAUUUGUAAGUUAGUGUUUUUUAAAGCUGUAUGAUCAGAAUGUUUUUUGAAAAAAUUGCACUUUUCUUAGCAUUUUUUUGCUAAGAACUUUGAUUUCCUAACACAAGAAAGAGCUCUAAAUGUACAAUAGCACAGGAUCUUAGAUGUUCCGUGUAUUUUCAGGUCUGUUUUGUUCCUUCUCUUGUCCUUUGAGUGUUUGACCUGGAACCUAAUGGCUUUGUCCUUUCUUCUAAGAAGUUGAUAAGAAGCAGAAAUCUAUGUGUAGUGAAAACUUUUUUUUUUUUUUUAAAUCCUGAGAUGUUAAAGGGCCUCCCUGUCCUGCUGCCAUAGGCAUUUGAAUUCUGUUGCAUAUUUGCCGGAUUCCUCUUUCCUUUUCCUUGUGCGCAUACUUCUGCGGCAUCUUUUCCAGUGCAAUGCAUGAACUUGCACUUUUAAAUGCUGAUUCGUUUCACUUGCUAUGCAAGGGUUUUCUUUGCUGCUUGGAGGUUUUCUAAAUGCUUUUAAUUAUAAGCCCAAAUCCUGUUCUUGCUACAGGUGCCAGUGUUUGAUCAGCAGAAGUCAGUCUGCAUGGCCUUACUCAGUCAGUAAGUCUCUUGUAAUAAUAAUAACUGGCGUGGCAGGGAGAGUGAUUCACACGAGUGCAGAUUAAGAUGAGAUUUCUCGAAGUUUGCUUUCUUUUUCCCUCCUGCACUCUGCAAUAAGUGCUUCGUAUUUGGAGCCCUGGGAGUGUGAUCUGAUGGUAUGGCCCAAUCCUGCUGGUGAGCAGAGAGAGAGGAAAUAGCGACUGCUUCCACUCUGCUUUUGGGGGAUUUCCUUCCGCCCCCACGGAGGUCACAGGUUAUCCUUUGGGUUCAGAACAGGGCACCCAGCAAUGGCUACAGAAAUGGUGUGUGGCAGUGCUCCGCUGUAGUAGCCCUCCAUCUGCUGUAGCUGAAUUGAUGUGGAGUCCUAACUAUGUUUGCAAAAUUAAUACAAGACCCCAUGAAUGUCCUAGCUGGAAAAUCUACCAGAAUACUAAACCUUUGGCUGUCUUUCUGUCUGAAUUAGAAGUAACUGUAAUUAGCAGUUUAAAAAUGGAGCAAUGGGGACUUCUGGUGGUGGGAAUCUUUAGUGACUUUACAGAAGUCUCCACAUACCUGAGAUCAUGUCUUCAGAAAAAGACAAACAAACAAACAAACAAAACCCUAGUUUAAGAAACCUACCUGAAACCAGGAAGAUUGUUGAAUAAUGCCCAAUUUAUACAGAAUGUUUUUGAAUGCAAUUUCAAACUGGAAUGUCCUGCAGGUAAGAUUAUUCUCAGGGAUAGUUAACAAAUGUUGAAUAAUCAAGUGGUAGAAAACAGAAAAUGCAGUUAAAGCCCCCCCAUUGAGAAAUAUAUAAUCUGUGUGUAUACAGGCUACAUACUAUAUAUAUAUAGAUGUAUGUUGUACAUAUAUAUUACAACAAAUGUAAAAAUACUGUUCCAAAAAAGAGUUCCUGGCUGAUAACGCCCACCUAAAGCACUUGAAGUCACACAGUAAGCAUCACUGCUGUUCCCCUUACGAAUUCUGAGUGCAGAGCAGAAGGCACAGAGCAGCAGCCUGGAGCACUGAGGUCAGUGAAUCUUUUACAAAAAGCAAACGGCAAAACCCAGCAGCAGGCUGGCACAGGGGCACUUACCUCGGGGUCUUGAGCAGCAUCGCAUUGGACAGAGACCCAGGAGCCUUUGUCUGGACUACUUCUAAAUUGUGAGGUGUCUUUGCCAGGAUUUGGAGCUCUCAGUGUCUUAAUGCUGGCCUCAGGCGUGAAAUGGCACACACCUGCAGAACGCGCUCUCCUUACUCCCUAAAUGCAAGGCUUUGAGUGGCGGGGCUGUCCGUCAAUGAAAAUGAAAUGUUUAACCCAAUUUGAGAUUAAAGCAGCUCUAAGGCGUUUUCAGUGAUGAGGCCGGCUCGUAGCAGGUCUCCAGACUUGAUGGUCAAGGCUGCAGCUUUCUUGCUAGUUAAUUGGAUUUUUGGUGCUCCUCAAGACUUGUUUUAGAAAAUGAAUAUUGGUUUUCAUAUGUUUGACUUUCCAACAUUAAUUACUUCUUGGCAUACGUAGUCUUACAGUUCAAGUGAGGAGCUCUUUACAGUGCCUUUUAAGUUAAGGGUAAAAUAAGUGUUUAAGCUUUGUGGAGGACCUUCUAAGUGUUAUGGGCUGAAAUUAAUACAGUUACCUGUAUGGCCUUCCUCUUGCCUUGUUUGUGCUAGAAACUCAUCCUAGUGCAGGGGACGAGAGCUGGUCAGUGGGUUAGGUAUCCCAACUUAAUAUUUGUAUUUUUGUCAAUAAAAACAGGAAUGGGUUGAAGAUGGUCAUGUGCCUGUUUUCCUCCAGUGUUAAAGGUAAAGUCUUAGAGUUAAAUGUCACGAAAUGUUUUUAUUUAUCCCUGACUCACGCCAGAUGCUGGACUGUACUGCAGGCACUAAGGCCUCGGUCCUGGCAUUUGCACUUUUACUCAGUAAACGACCAUACAGUGCUAGAAUGCAAGAGCAGGCAAAAUUUUGUGCCUUCAUGGUUUUUUUUUUUUUGGAUUACUUUGCAUAAAAGCUCCUAGCAACCUGCGUAUGUUCUGUUCUAUAUGAGAAGGUUUUAUUCUGCUUGUGGGUUUACAUUGUACUGUACUGUGUGAACUUUAAUGGACUGACUCGUAUCUUGAAUGUAAUAAAUUCGUAACUGGAGGAGGCACUCAGGUUCCUUUUAUGUAAAUAAAGUUUUGUUCUAUUUUUAAAAGCUA
Molecule: messenger RNA, 6026 nt
Organism: Anas platyrhynchos (mallard)
Lineage: Eukaryota; Metazoa; Chordata; Aves; Anseriformes; Anatidae
Gene: SLC60A2
Product: major facilitator superfamily domain containing 4B
Biological process (GO): transmembrane transport
Molecular function (GO): D-glucose transmembrane transporter activity
Source: RefSeq, a predicted model, not a curated record